Messenger RNA from Folsomia candida, 4764 nucleotides. RefSeq lists its product as uncharacterized. Lineage: Eukaryota; Metazoa; Arthropoda; Collembola; Entomobryomorpha; Isotomidae. Bases 1 to 4764 code for a protein of 1587 amino acids. Gene Ontology annotation, biological process: telomere maintenance; DNA repair. The record is from RefSeq and is a predicted model, not a curated record. Gene Ontology annotation, molecular function: DNA helicase activity. The transcript has 5 exons.
AUGGAUUCUAUUCCUUCGUCAGCCGAAAGAACAAGAAGCUAUCGUGCAUCUAGAACUGAAGAGCAGAAAAAGAAACAAAAAGAAAUUGACCGGCUGAGAAUGGCAAAAAAGCGAGCUGAGGAAAAAGAACGGAGGAAGAAGAACGAAGAAGCUGAGAUGAAGGAAGUGCAAAUUCUCGACACGUCGAAACCUUCAUCGUCGGCACAACAAAAGCGAAAAUACCGUGGAUCUAUAUCCGUGGAAACAAGAGAUAAGCUCAAGGAAACUGAUCGCCUGAGAAAAGCAAAGAAACGGGCGAACGUAAAUGCAAAAAGUGGGUCAUCUGAGGAUGGACCUGAGAUGGACAACAUUGAAGUUGCAAUUCUGACAAGUGGAGUUGAGAUUACAGAGGCUAAUUGCUUGGAUAGCAAUAGCUCUUUUGAAGACUCCGGUACUGAGCUAUGUUCCCAAAUAUCGUCAGCGUCCGCACAACGGGUCCAGGUACACCGAGGUAAAGCUACAGAACCAGAAAAAGAAACCAGACGGAGGUCCGAAAGAAUUCGAAUACAGAAUAGUCAAUUGAUGGAAACGGCGGUUGAAGAAGCACAGCGCAGGAGCAUGGACGCGGUUCGACAUUAUCUACAACGGCAACAACAAGGUGAUGACGUGGGUACUCGGACUGUUGGAGAAGUAGACGAUAAAACUAAUGAGCAUAGUUGUGGAAAGAUAAAUAUUAUUUGUGAAUCUUGCUGCUCCAAAAAUUUUGUGAACGAAGCCACAGGCAAAGACCAAUCAUUCACCCCGUGUUGCCAGAAGGGGAAAAUUCAGUUGCCUCCGAUAAAAACUUCUCAGUAUAUCAAAGCCCUAAUGACUGGUCAACACGAAGAGUCAAAAAACUUCAUGGAGCACAUCAGGUCAUUCAAUAGUUCCCUUGCUUUUGCCUCCACUGGUGCAACUUUAUCCACCCCACCUGGUCAUGGACCUUAUUGCUUCAGGAUUCAUGGCCAGAUUUAUCACCGAGCCGGCACAUUGCAUCCAGACGAGGGAGAGACCCGACGUUACGCUCAACUCUAUAUCUUGGACUCGGGAUUGGCGGCAUCUCAACGCUUAUCACUAACUGAAAAUUCAAAAUGUUCUGCAACCCUAAUGGAAGGCUUGAGUCAAUUCAUGGAGCAAAAUAACCCAUUCGCCAAAGCAUCCAAAAUGUUGUAUGAGGUAGAACCAGAAAAUGAAGAACUCGCUCGGCAAACUAAUCUACCUAAAAGCGUCCUUUUCAUGGCUAUUUCGCAAAAUCAGAAAAACGAUAACAGACGGUACAAUGCUCCCAGGGCCAACGAGGUAGCAAUUGUAUUUCAAGGAAAUGAUGGCAAACCCCCCCUUCAUCGGGACCUCCUCAUACAUCUCCGAAGCGAUCCCUCCAAUCCUACAGCAGUUAAAACUAAGCGAAUCAGUGUGUUGGAUCCACUUCUUGAAGCAAUGACGUAUCCAUUACUUCACCCAUUCGGCGAUCCUGGUUGGUCCCCAGAAUUGAGACAUGUAAACGAUAAUAACACACGCGUCUCACAGAUGGAAUAUUACGGAUACCGAUUUGCCGUCAGAGAAGAUUUUAAUCCAUUCUUAAGUGCAGGAAAGUUAACUCAACAAUUCUUCGUUGACGCAUACGUAAAAACAGAGGGAAAUCGCCUUAAUUUCGUAAAAUUGAAUCAGGAUAAACUGCGUACUGAAAAGUAUAGAUGUCUGCAAGAUUUCAUAAGUUCAGAUGUAAACACUGGCGCGUGUCCAGGAAAAGCUUAUGUUCUGCCGUCAUCAUUCCAAGGAAGUCCCAGGAACAUGCAGCAGCAUUAUCAAGAUGCGAUGGCAAUUGUCAGACGAUACGGUAAACCGGAUCUUUUUAUCACUAUGACGUGCAAUCCCAGGUGGAAAGAAAUUCAAGAAAAUCUGAAGCCCAACCAACGAGCCGAAAAUCGCCCAGACUUGGUAGCCCGUGUCUUUAAUCUAAAGUUAAAAGAACUUCUUGAUGAUAUUAGUAAAAAGCACGUCCUCGGGAAGCAGAAGGCAAGGAUACACGUAAUUGAAUUUCAAAAACGGGGGUUACCACAUGCCCAUAUUAUUAUGAUGUUGGCCCAUGAAGAUCGCGCCGAAAUCCCAGAUGCUUCUACUCAUCCGAGGCUAUACGAAAUGGUUGUCCGUCACAUGAUUCAUGGACCGUGUGGAACCCAGAACAUGAGAAGCCCGUGUAUGGAUGGCAAAACAUGCACCAAAGAUUUUCCGAAAGAUUUCGCAGCGGAAACCAUUGCCAAUCAUGGUGGCUACCCAAGAUAUCAAAGGCGGAACAACAGAGCAAGUGCAACUGUUGGUCAGAAAGUUAUUGAUAAUCGAUGGGUUGUUCCAUACAAUCCUUAUUUACUGCUCAAAUACAAUUGCCAUAUUAAUGUAGAAGUCUGUGCAACAGUUAAAAGUGUCAAGUAUCUCUUCAAAUAUGUGUACAAAGGUCAUGACUGUGCAAGUGUUGAAAUUAGAGAGAACCAAGGAAUAGAACACAAUGAAGUGAAAUCCUUUGUUGACACUCGAUAUGUAAGCCCACCCGAAGCAGCCUGGCGUUUGUUUGGUUACCGUAUGCACAUCCAAACGCAUACAGUUACUCGCCUUGAUGUUCAUCUACCUGAGGAACAGAGCGUCAGAUUUGAGAAAGACAGUAUUCCCACUGCCCUUAAGGAAGCCGCCCAAAUGGAUACUAAACUUAUGGCUUGGUUCAAAUUAAAUCAAUCUGACGAAAACGCGCGUAACUACUUUUACCAUGAAAUACCGGAACACUACAUAUUCGAGACUUACAAGGAUAUAUCUCAGGACGAUCCGAGCAAACAAAUUACACGGAGACGAUGGCGGAAGCGGAAAAUCAGACAAGGUGAUAAAGCCAUCGGUCGAAUGUACACUGUAGGCCUUUCUGAAAUAGAGCGCUAUUGCCUUAGACUUCUUCUUCUUCACAAGAAAGGUGCCGUCUCAUUUGACGACUUGAAAACCGUUCAAGAUGUGCAAUAUGAAAAAUUUCAAGAUGCAGCUGCUGCUCUUGGCCUCCUAGACACAGAAGAGGUGUGGGAGGAUACACUUAAUGAUGCUGCUGUUUCAGGGAUGCCUUACCAGCUCAGGCAAUUGUUUGCUCUAAUCUGUGUCUUUGCCGCUCCGACCAAUAUAAUAAGACUUUGGGAAAUUCACCAAUCUGCUCUAAUGGAAGAUUUCGUCCACCAUCACCACCACUUAAACAAUUGCCAUCACUGCCUAAAUCUCGCUCUGAUCGACAUCGAGCAGACUCUAGCUGUACAUAGCAAAUUUUGCCAUGAUUUUGGUUUACCUAAGCUAACUCCAGCCGCUUUGAUUGCAACGGGUACCAAUUUUAAUCAACUGGAAGAAGAGCUGCUGGGAUUAGAAAUGUCAUGCGACUUAAAUUCAGAACAAUUGUUGGCAUUUGAUGCUAUAUGUGAAGCAGUCAUGGACUCGACACCGCAGCCGAAAUGCUUUUUUAUUGAUGGGCCCGGUGGAAGUGGCAAAACAUAUUUAUAUAAAACCUUAAUCAGCACCAUGCGGGGUGAAAAUAGGUCUGUACUUCCGGUUGCAUCAACUGGUAUAGCUGCUAACCUCUUGCCGGCAGGACGAACAUAUCAUUCCCAAUAUAAGAUGCCAAUUAAAUUAUUUGAAGACUCAGUUUCCAACAUUGUGCCAAAAUCAGCAGAUGCGAAACCGAUCAAGGCCGCAGAUUUACUAAUUUGGGACGAAUCAACGAUGGCUCCCACACAUGCUUUAUCUGUGGUAGAUCGCCUACUGAAAGAGGUCAUGGAAAAUGAUAUUCCGUUCGGUGGAAAAGUGUUACUUCUUGGGGGUGACUUCCGGCAGACACUUCCUAUUGUGGUGCAUGGAUCAAGAUCAGCGAUAGUAGAAACCUCCAUCAAGUUUAGCACCCACUGGGACAAAUUUAAAAAACUCAAUUUAGUUGAAAAUGUUCGAUCAGUUGAUGUCGAGUAUGGACGCUGGUUACUGCAACUAGGAAAUGGGGAAACUCUAAACUCUGAUUGUCUGGGCGAAGACAUUGUCGAAAUCCCCAGUCACAUGAUUGCAACAUCCCCCAUUGCUGAGGAAAUUUGUGGAAAGCAAUUAAAGUGUUUUGAUGACGUUAUGAAAAUUUCAAAUCGUGCCAUUCUCUGUCCUAAAAACGAGGACGCCCAUAAUAUCAACCAGCAGGUCUUGGACGUCUUGAAUGGAGAGGAGACAUCCUAUUUGAGUGUGGAUUCCAUUGAAGACGAAGCAGGCCAAGACGCAGUUUUCUACCCAACCGAGUUUUUGAAUGGACUACAUCCUUCUGGAAUGCCACCACAUAAUCUCCGCCUCAAAGUCAGAGCUAUUAUAAUGCUUCUCCGAAAUUUAAACACCAAACGUGGCCUGUGCAACGGAACACGCCUGAUUAUAACAAAACUGCAACUAAACCUCAUUACAGCACAGGUCUUAACUGGUUCUGCGGCCGGACAAAUGGUCUUUGUUCCAAGAAUUCAGCUCACAACAGCUAACCCAGAUAUUCCGUUUGUUUAUCGACGCAGGCAGUUUCCAGUUAACUUGGCUUUUGCGAUGACAAUUAAUAAAUCCCAAGGCCAAACACUAGAAAUGGUAGGAAUUUAUCUUCCCGAACCUGUAUUUAGCCACGGUCAGCUGUAUGUUGCCUUUUCACGCGUUAGGAGAUCCUGUGAUGUGAAAGUAGAAGUAAAUACAAAUAGUGUCCAAGAUUCUUAUAGGGAAUAA